AUGCAAAAUCAUUGUACUAGAAUAAUAUUAAGAUGGCGAGAUAAACAUGUAACCUCUAUCUUAUUCAAAAGAAAUUACCAUUUGAUCAAAAAUAACAGUUACAACAACUCUCGUCACCUUAUUAAUAAUCCAAUUCUGUUUCAAUUAAAUUCAAAAAGAUUAAUUUCUUCUUUCUUCCCAAGAAUAAUAACCAGAGUUAUUAAACUACCUGCUUACAUUAGCGGUGUAAUGGCUGCUACAGGAAGUAUCAUUGCCUACAAAAUAGAUUCUUUAAAACAAUCGGAUUACUUCGUUAAUUUGAAAUCUUUCUUAGAGAAUAUGUUCCAAAAUGACUCUAUAACAAGUGGAAAUACCUCUUCUUCUUCGGGAGGUGCCAAUAGUGGUGCAGUAGUAGCAAGUACAACUAUAUUAGCUGCAAAUUCUUCUAAUGAUCAAGAAGUAGGUGACGACGAAGACGAUGACGACGAAAAUGAAAUAGAUAACACUAAUGAUGACAUGCUGAAUUUGACAAAGCAAAUGAUAGAAAUUAGAACUAUAUUAAAUAAAAUCGACUCAAGCUCAAAUCAUCUAACUUUACCUUCCAUAGUAGUAAUAGGUUCUCAAUCCUCAGGGAAAUCCUCGGUUUUAGAAUCUAUCGUCGGCAAACAGUUCCUACCAAAAGGUUCAAACAUGGUAACUAAAAGACCAAUCGAAUUGACUCUAGUAAAUACCCCAAAUCUAAAAGAAACUACAGCGGAUUUCCCAGAUUUGAGAAUUUAUAAUUUGAAAAACUUUAAAGAAGUUGAAAAAAUUCUAAUAGACUCAAAUUUGAGUGUCUCAAUGAGAGAAGCAAUUUCAGAAGAACCCAUUCAAUUGACUAUUAAAUCACCAAAUGUCCCAGAUCUAUCGCUUGUGGACCUUCCAGGUUACAUCCAAAUAGAGGCCGCUGAUCAACCAUUGGAAUUGAAAAGUAAAAUCGCAAAUCUUUGUGACAGAUAUUUACAAGCCCCAAAUAUUAUUCUAGCAAUUUCUCCUGCUGAUGUAGAUUUAGCCAAUAGUUCAGCUUUAAGAGCUUCAAAAAGAGUAGACCCUACAAGUUCAAGAACUAUUGGUGUCAUUACUAAGCUAGAUUUAGUAGACCCAGAAACUGCAAGAGAUAUCCUCAACAAUAAAAAGUACCCAUUAAAAAUGGGCUACGUUGGUGUUAUUACCAAAAAUAUUGAUAGCAGAGAUGGUACAAACAAAAAAUCUUUCUUGGCCCCAUUGAAAAAAUCAAAUGAUGGACACCCCAAUGAUUCUUCAAAUAACUCCAUACAAUCACAAACAAAACAAUUCGAAAGAAAUUACUUUCAUGAAAAUAAAAAAUAUUUCUCCAAUUGUCAAGUUACGACUAAAAAGUUAAGAGAAAAACUAAUCAAAAUCCUAGAAAUUUCGAUGUCAAAUGCAUUAGAACCAACUUCAACUUUAAUCCAACAGGAGUUAGAUGAUACUUCAUACCUUUUUAAAGUGGAAUUUAAUGACCGUCAAUUAACUGCCAAAUCAUAUUUAUUGAAUAAUAUUGAUGUUUUCAAAUUAGCAGUUAAACAAUUCCAGGAAAACUUUAACAGAAUCGAGCUAAGAUCGAUUUUAAAGGCCGAUUUAGAUCAAAAGGUCUUAGAUUUCUUGGCUACAAGAUAUUGGAAAGAUGAAAAUCUAUCAGAAUUAGGAAAUAAUAAUAUAACAGACGAUGAAAUGCUAUAUUGGCAUAAGAAGUUAGAAUUAGCGUCUUCUAGUUUAACUAAGAUUGGUGUUGGUAGACAAGCUACAAUGUUGGUGACAAAUUCAAUUCUAAAAGAAUUAGAUAAUAUUUUGCUAUCAACUCAAUUGAGGAAUCAUGACUUGAUCAAAAAUUUAGUUACAAAUACGGCUGUAGAUGUUUUAAAUACCAAAUAUUAUACUACAGCAGAUCAAGUAGAAAACUGUAUCAAGCCUUUUAAAUAUGAAAUUGAUCUAGAAGAUAGAGACUGGGUAAUUUCGCAUGAACAUUCUAUUAGGUUGUUAAAGGAAGAGUUUAGACAAGCCAAUGAACAAUUGCAAAAAAUUAAAAAUGUUGUGGGGAAUAGGAAACUUCAACAAGUAAUGAAUUAUUUAGAAAAGAAUAAUAAUCAAAUCGACAAAGAAACAUUAGGCAUGUCCAAAUUAUUAUUGGAAAGAUGUUCAGAGGCUUUAUUCCUUGAAAAGCGUUUAAAUGUUUUAUCAUUCAGGUUAAAAUUGUUGAAAAAUAAGUGCAACUCAACCUCAGAAAAAGAUAAAUGUCCUGAAAUAUUUUUAGAUGCUGUCAGUGAUAAAUUAACAUCAACAGCCGUACUUUUCCUAAACGUUGAGCUGUUAAGUGAUUUUUUCUAUAAUUUCCCGAUAGAAUUGGAUAAAAAACUAAAUAAACUGUCAGAGGAACAAAUAGAAUUAUUUGCCAAAGAAGAUCCAAAGAUCUCAAGACAUAUAGAAUUACAGAAACGUAAAGAAUUGUUAGAGUUGGCUUUGGAGAAAAUUGAUUCAAUUCUGGUAUUUAGAAAGAGUUACAAAGGUAUAACCAAGAGUAACAAUUUGUAA
Molecule: messenger RNA, 2568 nt
Organism: Vanderwaltozyma polyspora DSM 70294
Lineage: Eukaryota; Fungi; Ascomycota; Saccharomycetes; Saccharomycetales; Saccharomycetaceae
Gene: MGM1
Product: dynamin-related GTPase MGM1
Exons: 1
Coding region: 1-2568 (855 amino acids)
Cellular component (GO): microtubule; membrane; cytoplasm
Molecular function (GO): microtubule binding; GTPase activity; GTP binding
Source: RefSeq, a predicted model, not a curated record